AUCUGCAUUCAAUAUGCUCUUGCUAUUACCUUAAAGUACCAGUUCUAUGUCUUUCUUUUUUCGCUAAAUGCAUAAGUCUAAUAAGUUGUUUUUAAGUGUAUAUAUGUUGUAUCCAUGUAAGUGAAACUACUGAAACAGUCAUGAGAUUGUUUGCUAUCAUCACAUCUUCAUAUCAUGAAAAUUGUACAAGCUACAUCAUAAUUGUACUCCCUACAUGUCUUACAAAAGAGAAUUUGGGGAAAAAAUCAUGAAGUUAUAUUUCAAAUCCCCGAAAAUGUAACAUAUACAUGCAUUCAACAAUUUAUGCGGAAGAUGUUUGAGGAAAUUAAUUAUCAGCCAAUAUCGAUAAAAUCCCAAGAUUUCUGAAUCAAUCCACAUACAUAUAACAUGUUUCAAUACCGGUAUGUGUUUCUAUUGGCAAUUACUGCACACUUGACAGUCACUGAUAAAGGACCCUGCACAAGGUUCUAUAAGGAGUGCUGUCCUAAUACCCGAUGGGAUCCAGUUGCUGAAGCUUGUGUUGUAUGUUCAACUGGAUAUUUCUGGAUCAACUGCAGUAAACCAUGCCCAUAUCCCACCUAUGGAGAAAGAUGUCUACAAAAUUGUUCCUGUGACAAUGAAACAUGUGAUUUCAUGAGCGGAUGUACCUUUAGGAAUGUCACAGGACUUCUAUGCAGAAAUGAGACAACGAACAUGGUGACACUUGCCUCCUCUGCCAUCUCGGACUCCAUCCUAUUCAAACUUAUAAUGGCUGCUUUGGCGAGUUUGGGAAGUAUCGCCUUGGCCUAUUUUACAGUUGCAAUACUCGAAAAAUUCAAACGUUCAACGUCCAAAACCAAUGAAGAACCAAUGUACCAACUGAAUACCGUAUAACAAUUUUAUGUACAGCAUUUAAUGUUAUCACAUGAAGUAUUGUAACCUUGUCUUAUAUAGUCUGCUACUUCUCGAAUGACAUGUGAUUGAUAUAUUUUAUCUCCAUCA
Molecule: messenger RNA, 981 nt
Organism: Ostrea edulis (European flat oyster)
Lineage: Eukaryota; Metazoa; Mollusca; Bivalvia; Ostreida; Ostreidae
Product: multiple epidermal growth factor-like domains protein 10
Exons: 4
Coding region: 388-873 (161 amino acids)
Source: RefSeq, a predicted model, not a curated record